AUGGGAUACUUACCAAAAGACGCCUCCAUCCUAAUUGUAGGGACCGGCACGUUCGGUCUCAGUACAGCCGUCCAUCUGGCCCGGCGUGGAUUCACAAACAUUCAAUGUCUCGAUCGUUAUCCCUACCCAUCCCCCGACUCGGCCGGGUACGACAUCAACAAAAUCAUCGGCAUGCGCAAUGACACGCCACUCACCGCCCGAGUCAGCCGUGAAGCGCUGGCUGGAUGGAGAGAACCAUUGUUCGAAUCCGUAUGGCACGAGGUCGGGUUGAUCACGGCGGCGACCAACGACGACCCCGUCGAUUAUUGUCGCUGGGCUUAUCAAGGCUGGGUGGAUUGCGGCGAAGGCGACAACGUGCGAUGGUUGGAAACCAAGGAAGAUUUCAAGCACCUAGUCCCUCAAAUGCGCGACGGCACUCUGCCCAACUGGAGAGGUUUCUUCCACAGCCGAGCCGGUUGGGCUCAUGCCAAAGAUGCCCUCAAGAUCAUGGGAGACGAGGCUGCACGCCUUGGAGUUCGUUUCGCCUCAGGCAGAUCAGCCACCAUGAAGUCGCUGCUGCUGGACGACCAGAACAAAACCAUCGGGAUCAUUGCCGAGGAUGAUACCCGAUGGUUCGCAGAUCGUGUGGUGCUUUGCACGGGCGCCUGGAGUGAUUCGUUGCUGGACACCAAAGGCCAACUGGAAGCCAAAUGCUGGACAUUGGCUCAUAUCCAGCUUACACCCGAAGAGUGCGAACAAUUCAAGAGUAUACCUGUGGUGAUGAACCUGGAAGAAGGCGACACCGAGGGACAGAUCAAGAUCUGCAACGAAUUCCCGGGUUUCACCCACAAAGUCACAUUACCUGACGGCCGGCAGACCAGUGAGCCGCGAUCUCACGCUCAAAACCCUGGAGAUUCCAUUCCCAAUCAGUCGCGCAAGGAGAUUCGAGAAUUCCUGGCCAAGACCAUCCCGCAGUUCAAGGACAGACCUUUCGUCACGGAAAAGGUGUGUUGGUGUACUGAUACCCCCGAUCGCAACUGGUUGCUCGAUGUUCACCCGGCACAUCCUCGUUUGGUCGUGGCCACAGGGGAUUCGGGAAUGGCGUUUAAAAUGCUGCCUGUCAUGGGCAAGUAUAUCUCCGAUCUGGUGGAGGGCAUAUCGUUGGAUCCUAUGUUGCGGGAUGCCUGGAGGUGGCGUCCAGAUAACUCGAGGCGCACCCAACGACUGGGAGGAGAUGGGAAGACACGCGAUCUGCAUGACAUGGAAGGUUGGAGAGCGGGAGAGCAGUCUCCCCUGACGCUUGUCCCUAAGGCUUCCAAAUUGUGA
Messenger RNA from Capronia coronata CBS 617.96, 1305 nucleotides. RefSeq lists its product as uncharacterized. The transcript has 2 exons. Bases 1 to 1305 code for a protein of 434 amino acids. Gene Ontology annotation, molecular function: saccharopine oxidase activity; flavin adenine dinucleotide binding; sarcosine oxidase activity. Lineage: Eukaryota; Fungi; Ascomycota; Eurotiomycetes; Chaetothyriales; Herpotrichiellaceae. The record is from RefSeq and is a predicted model, not a curated record.